AUGCACGGCGCAUGUCGGACUUUGCAGGUCUAUCCUCCUUGCGGGAUCGAACAACCGCACAUGAACGAGUUGUUGCGCCACGCUCCCCGACGGUCCAUGGGAACCAUGCCAGCAAGUCCUGGAUUUGUAUCGCCGACGGGUGUUGCACCAGCCCUUGAGAGACGACCUUCCAGGGGCUCGGGACGUUGGCCACCUGGCUCCAUGGCACCCGAGGCGCAGCGGCCUCAGCAGGAGAGCUUCUUGGCAUAUGCCAAGCCCACCACUGCAGGCAGUGGCCCAGGGCGCAGAGAUGCAUCCAAGGGCAAGUGGUUGCCUUCCAUUUCGAAUGGUCGACAGGAGAAAACGAAUCGUCUCCUUCGAAGCAUUUGGUGUUGCCAGUCCUGA
Molecule: messenger RNA, 384 nt
Organism: Cladocopium goreaui
Lineage: Eukaryota; Dinophyceae; Suessiales; Symbiodiniaceae
Source: the annotation of a GenBank genome assembly